UACUAUAAUUCCCUUUUCUGCUUGUAACCAAAAAAGUCUUCUGCCCUGCCUACCAGUUACUAAUACUUGAAUAUUUAUUUCAUAUAUAUAUUAUCUUCCCUCUAAACUUAGAAUACUUAGAACAAUGUUUGAAAUGCUUCUUCCAUAUCUAUUACCUAUUCUCUUGUUAACCCUUCCCUUACUCUUCUUCUUAACAAAACCAAACAAGAAAUCUUCAACCAACACCAACAACAUCACCAUCCCAAAAUCAUACCCUCUAAUUGGUUCCUACUUAUCCUUCCGAAACGUUGGAAACCGCCGUAUCCAAUGGCUCUCUGACAUCAUUCAAAUAGCACCCUCCGCCACUUUCAACCUCAACCGUCCCUUAGGCACCCGUCAAAUCAUCACCGGAAACCCAUCCACCGUUCAACACAUCCUCAAAAACCAAUUUUCCAAUUACCAAAAAAGCACCCUCUUCACCAAAACCCUCUAUGAUUUAUUAGACACUGGAAUCUUCAAUACAAACGGCGAAAAUUGGAAGUUUCAACGUCAAGUAGCUAGCCACGAAUUUAACACGAAAUCACUCCGUAAAUUCGUGGAAGAUGUGGUUGACACGGAACUUUCUGACCGUUUAAUCCCAAUCCUUAGUUUAUCAAUACAAACCAAACAAAUCCUUGAUUUCCAAGACAUUCUUCAACGUUUCACGUUCGACAACAUCUGCAAAAUCUCAUUUGGUUUCGAUCCAGAGUACCUAACACCAUCAACUAACAAAACAAGCUUUGCAAAAGCAUUCGAAGAUGCAACAGAAAUAAGCGGUAAACGUUUUCGUUUACCAUUACCAGUUAUAUGGAAAAUGAAAAAAUGUUUCAACAUAGGUUCAGAAAAACGUUUACAUGAAGCAAUAACACAAGUACGCGAAUUCGCAAAAAAAAUAAUUCGAGAAAAAAAGCUAGAGUUAAAACAAAAAUUAUCACUUCAAACUGAAGACAUGUUAUCGCGUUUGUUAAGUUCAAGUCAUUUUGAGGAAGAUUUUGUAACAAAUAUUGUAAUAAGUUUUAUAUUGGCCGGAAAAGAUUCAACUUCUGCAGCGUUGACGUGGUUUUUUUGGUUAUUAUGGAAAAAUCCACGGGUCGAAGAGGAAAUUUUGAAGGAAAUAAAUGAGAAAUCUACAUCUUUGGAUUAUGAUGAAGUGAAGACAAUGGUUUAUACACACGCCGCGCUGAGUGAGAGUAUGAGAUUGUAUCCACCUGUACCGAUGGAUAGUAAAGAAGCAAUAAACGACGAUGUUUUACCAGAUGGAAAAGUCGUGAAAAAGGGGACUAUGAUUACUUAUCAUGUGUAUGCAAUGGGGAGGAUGGAGAGUUUAUGGGGGGAGGAUUGGGCCGAGUUUAGGCCCGAAAGGUGGUUGGAGAAUGAUGGAUAUGGGAAGCGGGCUUUUGUGCCGAGAGAUCCUUUUACUUAUCCGGUUUUUCAGGCUGGGCCGAGGAUUUGUUUGGGGAAAGAAAUGGCAUUUAUGCAAAUGAAAAGGAUUGUUGCUGGUAUUGUUGGGAAGUUUAAGGUUGUUCCAGAACCUCAUUUGGCCGAACAUCCGAAUUUCAUUUCUUUCGUGACUUCGCAGAUGGAAGGUGGAUUUCCUGUCACCGUUCACAAAAGGAUUCCUUGAUUAAUUAUUAACAUUCAUAUUAGUUAUAUAUUAAUCAAGAAAAAAUACGGGUUAUUUUUAA
Messenger RNA from Medicago truncatula (barrel medic), 1703 nucleotides. Its product is annotated as cytochrome P450 94A1. Bases 125 to 1642 code for a protein of 505 amino acids. Gene Ontology annotation, molecular function: heme binding; oxidoreductase activity, acting on paired donors, with incorporation or reduction of molecular oxygen; monooxygenase activity. The record is from RefSeq and is a predicted model, not a curated record. The transcript has a single exon. NCBI's taxonomy places the organism in Eukaryota, Viridiplantae, Streptophyta, Magnoliopsida, Fabales, Fabaceae.